This is a messenger RNA of Malania oleifera, 2933 nucleotides long. RefSeq lists its product as uncharacterized. NCBI's taxonomy places the organism in Eukaryota, Viridiplantae, Streptophyta, Magnoliopsida, Santalales, Ximeniaceae. The transcript has 11 exons. Bases 690 to 2747 code for a protein of 685 amino acids. The record is from RefSeq and is a predicted model, not a curated record.
GCCACAUGUUCGAAUUUUAAUUUUGUGGUUCCAGGGCUUAAGAUACUUUAGCCAAAAUUGUUUGGGCUUCUCUCAUUUCACUCCUCGCAGCAUUCCCUCUCUCCCUUCUCUCCUUUCCCUUCUCAUCCUUUCUUAUAUUUCUCUGGUCUAUGCGACCUGAAAUCGAAAACCCUAGUCCUAACUCUCACCUAUCUCUUUGCUCUUUCCUCUGCGAAACCCUAGUCCGUUAACUUCCCGAUCGAAACCCUAAUCUCCACCUCGAAUGGUUCACCCUCUUCUCCUUCUUCUCUACAAAUCCUUGAGCAAAAUUGAAAUCCCAACCUGUCAUUUUCCUAGCUCUGUAACUCAGAACCUCUAACUCAAUCCUCACUCUCUCCUAUUUUGUUUCCUCCUUCGAAUCUUCUCAAGUUCUUACUCACCUACAACUCUUCGAACAUGAAACCCUUCCCCUCUUUGUAUUCCUAAAACGAACUGCAGUCUUAGGGUUUCAGGUCAUCCUAACGUACUACACUGAGAUCCUCAGUUCGUCAUAAAGUCUAAAUCACGUUUUAUGGUCUUCUUUCUUUGUUCGAUCUGACACCGCAGCUAGUUCGUUCUCUCGAAGAUGAACGGGCGAACAAUCAAGGGUGGUUGAAGCAGUGGAGCUCGAAGGAAAGCCUAAGAGGAGUCUCGAUCGACGCUAAUACAAUAUGCAAUCAGAUCAAAGCUUACUCACCAUAUCAGUUAUGUGGAGGGGGAAGAAAUUUAUUUUGGACAUCAAUUCCAGUGCUGCUCUUAAAGAGUUUGGAGAAGAACUUCAGAAACUGACCAAUGUCAAAGCGGAGACUAUGCGGCUUAUUGUUCCACAAUCUUCUAGCGAAGGGCCGAAGCUGCUUUCUCCUUUUUCUGAUGAACAGUCGCACUUAAGUUUGCUAGAAAUUUCCAUUCCACAGGGGAAAGCUGUUAGAAUGAUGGGUGUACCUGAAGUUGAAGCUGAAGAAGUUCUGCAAAAUGCAAAGGCGAACUUGAGGAUAGCUGGGUUUGAUGAAGAGGAGAAGAGGUUGAGACAACGAAUGUCAAAUAGGCCACAUGCUGCACUGAGACUUCCGCAAGGAACUUAUAUUUUUUGUAAUUUCCGUACACUUCAAAUUCCGGGAGUAGAGCUGAAUCCUCCUGCUUCAGAGGCAUUGAAAAGAAUGCACAUGCUCGCUGCAGAUCCAGGAAUUGUUGCUAUUAUGAACAAGCAUCGUUGGCGUGUAGGAAUUAUGACAGAGAUGGCUCCAGUAGGCUAUGUUGGCGUGAGUCCCAAAUGUAUUCUUGGUUUCAACAAGAAUCAUGGGGAGGAGAUUUCUCUGCGUCUUCGAACUGAUGACCUGAAGGGUUUUAGGAAAUAUGAGAGGAUCAAGGCGACUCUUUUGCAUGAACUUGCUCAUAUGGUACACUCUGAACAUGAUGCGAACUUCCACGCUCUAGAAAAACAGCUUAAUGAAGAAGCUGCUACUUUAGACUGGACAAAAUCAAGAAGCCAGACUUUGAGUGGAGUACAGCAUUCAGAGCAUCAUGAAGAGUUUUAUUUUGAAGAGAGUAGCAAUUUAUCUCAUAAACUUGGGGGCAAGACAUCAGAUCAGCUGUCUAGUGCUCGUGCAUCUUCGAUUGCUGCUGCCCAUCACCGUUUAAAUGCUUCUAUUAACAAUUUCAGCCCAGGGGAACUGCAUAACGAACCAGAUACCAAAGAUUAUGGGUUCGAUAUGCAUGAAGAAUCUGGCCCUAAAUAUUCUCUGAAGGAAGGGAAGUUGGUUAUUGAAGACCCAAACAAUGCUGGCUAUGAGCCUGAGCCUGAUCUUGAUGAUAGUUCUUCUAAUCAGAACGAGUUUGAGCCUGAUCCUGAUGACCUUGGGGGUAGUGAUGUCAUGGAAUCUGAACCUGAUUCUGGAAUUAAUGCAAGUAAAAUUACAUCUGAACCAAAUUUUAUUGAUAUUGAAAUGACACAGUAUGCAUCUCUAACAACUGAUGAGAAGUUGGCAAGUGCAAAGAUUUGUGAAGAACCUGAUCCUGAUGAUUCAUUGAAGUAUGACCAACAUAACCUUGAUCAUGCUCAAGUAACAGAAACUCUGGACAUUACUACACAGACGAGAAAGACUAGUGAUAAACCUGAUUCAGAUGAUUUUGAAGCACAACAGAAUGGUUUUGUUCAUGAGAACAUCAUGAGACAAAAUGCAGAUCAUUCUGUAGCAAAUGAAACCAUGGAAGAUCUAACACAACCUAGCAAGACUUGUGCAGAACCUGAUCCUGAUGAUUGUCAAGCAAGUGGAGUUGUGCAGGCAGAGCCUGAUCCUGAUGAUAAUUUGUUGCCCCUCAUGGGACUUCCCGGACUGAAAACUGAUGUGCAUGAUACAGAAUUGAAGAGAAUUCAGGACCCUGUUACUGUUGUUUGUAAUCGCCUACAGAAGGCCAUUGAGAUGCUGCAGAUGGAAGUUAAUCCCAGAGACAUUACUACAGUCUUGCAAACUCUAUUUAAGAUCAUCAGGAAUUUGAUUGAACAUCCUGAGGAGAUGAAAUUCAAAAGACUUCGGAUGGCAAAUCCCAUAUUUCAAAGGAAUGUUGCGAAUUAUAAAGCUGCAGUGGAAAUUCUUUCCUUGAUUGGUUUUAUAGAAGAUGUUGUGUUUGAUGAAAUCGGAAAGGUGGAACCAUAUCUGGUGUUGAAGCGGAAUGACCCGGGCUUAUUAUGGCUGGCCAAAUCCUCCAUCGAAACAUGCAUUGCUCACUAGCCAUGGAAAUAUAAAUGUGUAAAAUUGAUGAAAAAGAACAAAAAGGAUAGCUAUCUGUAUGUUGUAAUGUAGAUUGUGCAUUCUGUAUUGACAAUGAUUCAUGAAAUAUUAUUGCGGUUAUGCAUCUCAUAUUGUUAGAUGACUAGAAUCGGCUGUGCAUUCAAUAAUAUUGAUUGUUGAUAGAUA